This is a messenger RNA of Mytilus trossulus (common blue mussel), 1910 nucleotides long. Its product is annotated as protein phosphatase 1K, mitochondrial-like. The coding region runs from base 342 to 1475 and encodes 377 amino acids. The transcript is spliced from 5 exons. Gene Ontology annotation, molecular function: protein serine/threonine phosphatase activity. Lineage: Eukaryota; Metazoa; Mollusca; Bivalvia; Mytilida; Mytilidae. Gene Ontology annotation, biological process: peptidyl-threonine dephosphorylation. Gene Ontology annotation, cellular component: cytosol; nucleus; mitochondrion. The record is from RefSeq and is a predicted model, not a curated record.
UUUUGAAUAAAAUGUAAACAGGAUCAAAAUUAAUUUUUUGCGCAAUUAGUAAAUGUUUUGUCGUUUAUUUGGAUAAAUACAGUGAGAAGACAAGUGAAUAUUGUUUAUGAGGUAACAAAUGAGUUUGCUGAGAUCCAAGCGUUCUUUAUGUAAAUUGUACAUCAGAAGUUGGGAUGACAAGAUUGAAACUUAAGCAGGUUCAACUGUAAUAUUUAACUACUAAGGGGGAUAACUCUACAAGAGCCAGUUAACUACUAAGGGGGAUAACUCUACAUACAGGUGCCAGUUAAAACAAACAUUUUAGGAGGAUAUAGUAUUUAGAACAGAUAUUUAAAACUACAAUGUUGUCAUCAUGCUGUAGAUAUUUCCCAAGUAUUUGUCAGUGCUCAAGAACUAUUUGUAGUUUAAAAUUGUUGUCUGGUGAAAGGGACAACAGGUUCUUAAAACAUCCUCAACACACCAUAAUGAGGCACUACGGAACUCCUCUUACUGACCCAGAAAAUAAAGGAGGUCAACAGCGAGGCGUGAACUUUGACACGUUGGGGUCAUGGAAUAAUAGAUUAGAUAUGCCAAUUAUGAUGAACGAGAGUAUUAAAAGAGGAAAUUUGAUUCCUGAAAUUCCAUUUGAACAUGUCGGCAUUGAUUCACUUCUUGGACGUAGAAAAGUAAAUGAAGACAGAUAUUUUAUGGAGAAGAUAUCCCCUACAUUGCUGUGUUUUGCUGUAUUUGAUGGACAUGGAGGAUCUGUCGUAUCAGAUUUUGUAUCCAAGGUGUUAACUGAUCAUAUCAAGUUUUGGUUGCUAAGGGAGACAGAUUUAUGUACGGUUCUCAGACAGGCCUUUAUAGAUGUCAACAACAUGCUUGCCAGGCACUCAUAUUUCUACUCUCUUGAUACAAAAGAGUUUCAGGCUGGAACCACAGCGACAGUCUGUCUCCUUAGAGAUGGCAUUGAACUAGCUAUUGGACAUGUUGGUGAUAGUAGAGCUAUUUUAUGUCGUGAAGGACUAGCUCUUCGACUGAGUGAGGACCAUGUUCCUGAAAAUCAUCGAGAGAAAGACCGUGUGCAUCAAUGGGGUGGCAUCAUCAGCCACAAUAGCCAAGGAGUGUGGCAAGUUAAUGGGAGGUUAUCUAUGACAAGAAGUCUGGGUGACAUUGAAUUAAAGAAAUAUGGAGUCACUGCACAUCCUUACCUAACAACCAAAACUCUGAAACAUGGUAAAGAUGCCUUUCUAGUCCUGACGACUGAUGGUGUAAACUUUGUAUUGAACGAUCAGGAACUUAUUGAUAUUAUAUGUUGCUGUUCAACUCCUCAAGAAGCAGCAUCAUUCGUCACCGAUCAAGCAUUACAUUUUGGUUCAGAGGAUAAUUCAACUGCCAUAGUUAUCCCCCUUGGUGCAUGGGGAAAAUAUAGAACAACACUUCGAGCUAUUCCAUACAGCUUCGGAAGGAAUUUAGUGCGAGGACGAUAUUCGUAGCUUGUGAUGAUUUGAAAAAUUCUUUUUGUUAUUCCAUACAGCUUUGGGAGAAACUUGGUGUGAGGAAAAUAGUCAUAACUUGUGAAGAACAUCAUCUAAACAGAAACAAUUGAUCCCCUCUGCUGCUUUAUCAAACAAUUUAAAAGGGCAUUAUAUUUUAAAGUCUGGUUGGUUGUCAUUAUGUCUGUUUGUCCAUCUUUGAUUAGGUUUAAGAUUUAAUUUAGGAUAGUUAACCAUGAAGGUCACAGUAAUUUGAUACUCAAAAUUACAUGUUUAUUUAUUUGUGAAUUUUUAAAAAAUACAUUUUGUAUGCCAAUUAGGGUUUUGAUCCUGAUUUCACAGUUCACUAAAGCUGGAAAUUUGACAUAUAUAUGGUCUUGUUGGUUGUUGGUGCAUAAUUUUGUGAUGUUUAUAUAUUUUUUAUUUGUUUCAAUA